UCCACGGAGACGUGAGGUGAGAGAGGGAGAGAGCGAGGGAGAGAGAGCGAGGAUCAGUCAGUGCAGCAGUUUUCAGCAGCAGCAGCAGCAUCAUGGCUCCAAUCGGAUUAAAGGCGGUGGUCGGAGAAAAGAUUAUGAACGAUGUCAUCAAGAAGGUAAAGAAGAAGGGAGAAUGGAAGGCGCUGAUCGUGGACCAGCUGAGCAUGAGGAUGUUGUCGUCCUGCUGCAAGAUGACCGACAUCAUGACGGAGGGAAUCACCAUUGUGGAGGACAUCAACAAGCGGCGAGAACCUCUGCCCAGUCUGGAGGCCAUUUACCUGAUCACACCUACAGAGAAGUCCGUCCACACCCUCAUCGGAGACUUCAAAGAUCCUCAUUCAGCGAAAUACAAGGCAGCUCACGUUUUCUUCACUGACUCCUGCCCCGAUCCGCUGUUCAACGAGCUGGUGAAGAGCCGCGCUUCGAAAACCACAAAGACUCUGACGGAGAUCAACAUCGCAUUCCUGCCCUACGAGUCUCAGGUGUACUCUCUGGACAAUCCAGAUGCCUUCCACAGUUUCUACAGUCCUCACAAGACCCAGCUCAAGAACCCAGUGAUGGAGAGGCUGGCUGAGCAGCUGGCCACGCUCUGCGCCACCCUGAAGGAGUACCCUGCCGUCAGAUACCGAGGGGAGUACAAGGACAACGCCACGCUGGCUCAGCUGGUUCAGGACAAACUGGACGCCUACAAAGCUGAUGACCCCACCAUGGGAGAGGGUCCAGAUAAGGCUCGCUCACAGCUGAUCAUCCUGGACAGGGCGUUCGAUCCCGUCUCCCCCGUCCUGCACGAGCUCACCUUCCAAGCCAUGGGCUACGACCUGCUGCCCAUCGAAAACGACGUCUACAAGUAUGAGACCAGCGGAAUCGGAGACUCCCGUGAGAAGGAGGUCCUACUGCACGAGGACGAUGACCUGUGGGUGAGCCUGAGACACAAACACAUAGCCGAGGUGUCCCAGGAGGUGACACGUCAACUGAAGGAAUUUUCCGCCAGCAAGAGGAUGAACACUGGAGAGAAGACUACGAUGAGGGAUUUGUCUCAGAUGCUGAAGAAGAUGCCUCAGUACCAGAAGGAGCUCAGUAAGUACUCCACUCACCUGCAGUUGGCCGAGGACUGUAUGAAACAUUACCAGGGAACAGUGGACAAACUGUGCCGCGUUGAACAGGACUUGGCUAUGGGAACAGACGCAGAGGGAGAGAAGAUCAAAGACCCGAUGAGGGCCAUCGUGCCAAUCCUGCUGGACGCUAACGUCAGCACAUACGACAAGAUUCGCAUCAUCCUGCUCUACAUUUUCCUCAAAAACGGCAUCACGGAGGAGAAUCUGAACAAGCUGAUCCAACACGCUCAGAUUCCUCCUGAGGACAGUGAGAUCAUCACUAACAUGGCUCACCUGGGCGUCCCCAUCAUCACAGACUCCACCCUCCGCCGAGGAAAGAAGUUGGACAGGAAGGAGCGUGUGAGUGAACAGACCUAUCAGCUGUCCCGCUGGACACCACUGGUCAAGGACAUCAUUGAGGACGCUAUUGAUGAUAAACUGGACACCAAGCACUACCCGUACAUCUCCACCCGCUCCUCUGCCUCCUUCAGCACCACUGCAGUCAGCGCUCGGUACGGACACUGGCACAAGAACAAGACACCUGGAGAAUAUCGCACAGGUCCACGUGUCAUGGUCUUCAUCAUCGGAGGCGUGUCCUUCAGCGAGAUGCGCUGCGCCUAUGAGGUCACACAGGCCAAUGGGAAAUGGGAAGCGGUCAUUGGUGCCACCCACAUGCUCACCCCCACCAAAUUCUUAUCGGACCUGCAGCACCCCGACUUCCGAGAGUCCACUAGGGUGUCCUUUGAGGAGGCAGACCCCUCCGAGUGAGGCAGAGACAGUUUGGGAGGGAGGGAGAGAGAAAUCACACUGAAAAAAGCUCCACCCACGUCUUCACGCCCACGAGCCUGCUGGAGCAGCUGAAGGCCAUGAACAAACCAGACGAGGAGGUGACCAGCUAAAAUCUUCCAAUCGCGUCUUUUUCUCUCUCUCUCUCUGUCUUCACCUUCACCCUCCUCCUCCUCCUCGACCCGCUCCAUUAAGUGUGUAUGCAUCCUGCUUGAAAAGAAAUAAAAUAAUAAUGAUAAUAAUAAUAAUAAUAUAUAUACAUGGUGUAUCAAAGAAUAAAAACUGUUGCAAGUAUUCUCAUGUUUUACAAUGGAUGCAACUCAACGAAACCUAUGGAAAAGUAACAAAGUGAAGGCCAUGUAAAAGUGAACGUACCAAAUGUAAACGCUGUUACGAAACCUAGCUACAAUGUGUCAAAGGUCCACAUUUGACUCCCGUCCUUUUUCCUUUGGAUUUCCUCCCCUCACUGUGGGGUUUAUCGGAGGCAGGUGGAGGAGGGACGAGGUUGGUGUUGUAAUAAUAAUAAUAAUAAUAAUAAUAAUAAUUAAAAAGAAAAAAAAGAAUUAAUGAAAAAAACAUAUCAGACAACAUGCAAUAUAAAUAUAGAUAUAAAAUGAAUAUUUUCACAGGAGAGGAGCCGCCCCCUUUGACUUUGACCCCUUUGAGACGUAAAUAUUCCGUAGCAUGCUUGGACUCGUGUGUGGACAUGUGUUUGUAUCCAGUGUGGAUGUUUCGUGGGAGCUGCAGAGUUCGCGGUUAGCUUUUUUCCAAAGACGCCGAGUUGGAAUACUUCACCGAAGAGGUUUGCGUUUUGAACACAGAAGGAAUUUUGUUUGACCGAAGCAAAGUCAGCCUAAAAAUGCACCUUUUAAUAAGUCAUAACAACAAGGAACACCCCCCUCUGCUGGUCAAAAUCUUCCAUCCUUGUUAACGUUUGUGGCAAAUUUGAAAGGAUUCUCUCGAGGUUUUUCAUAAUCGUCAAUCUUUCAUGACGUAGUUGAACCACCAAGAUCUCGUCAGUCCAUGUGAACGUUCAUGUCAAGCUUGAGAGGAUUCUCUCAAGACUUUCCUAAAAUAACACACUCACAAUUUUAACAAAGUCACAGGAACUAAUCCGUUCAUCCUUCAGUCCGUGUGAACGUUUGUGAAAGAAGUUUUCUUUAUUAUAUCAUGUUCAUAAAAACUCACGAUAUCCAAAUUUCAUUCAAGUUCACCUUUGAAUCCAAGUGAGCGUCGGUACCAAACGUUGGACAGAACGAAUCCCUCAAGGAUUUCUUGAGAUGUCGCGUUCACGAGAUUGAAUGACGCGAUGAUUUUGAGGAUUCCCGAAAGACAUUUUUUAAGAGUGCGUAUUGCAAUGUUGGAAGAAUCUGAACGACUGUCGACUUUCACGACAUCGCGUCAAACUAAUUUUUGAAGGUCAUCUUCUCGAACGUAUAACCUGGAAAAUUCCCAAACAGACAAGAAACUCGACGCUCAAAACGGAAAAAAACUUUUGGUGAAGUUUUCGCUUAAAAAACUUGGCAGAGCAAAAAGACGAAAAGAGAAAGUAGCUCUGUAAAAAAAAAAAGGAAAUAAAAAAUGGUCCCUCCUCCGGCUGCCGAGACUGUGAAGUAUUUACCCGCCACCACUUAUUUUUUCCCUUUCUCCGGAGAAACUUCACACGUCUUAAUGUCUUUAAAGGGCCGUUGCUUGCUGUUAAUAGAAAACGUUAAAAAGGGCCUCUCGUUCUUCAGUAUUGUAUCCCGUCUUCUCAUUGAUUCGUAACGAUGUUUAAUUGCACUGAUCGUGUUGUGUAUCCGACAUAUGUUGCCGUUUUAGCGUCUCACUGUUGACUGGUGAUCUUUUACGACUGUGAUGUAGUGAACUUUUCUUUUUUUUUUGUUGAAAAGAAAAAUGUGAAGCCGCCGUGUGUUCGUGAUGUUUUAGCCGUAGCCGUUAGCUGGGAAAAAUCUCUAUUUUCUUUCUUCUUUUUUGUUUUUCUUCCUGGUGCAAUGUUACGCCCUCUAGUGGUGAAUGGCUUUCUUUCUUUCUCUCCGGGACAUAUGACUUGUACAUUGCACUGAUGCGUUUUCUGUGAUGCAAAUGCUUGUUUUUUUCUAUUAUUUUUUGCUGUAUAGAAGUUUACUCUGUUUUAAUUGAUUGAUUUAUAUCUAAAUUAUUUAUCAGAGGAAAAAAAACAACAACAACAAUUGUCCUCAAUCUGUUUAACUUAUUGGAAAUGUUUGUUUGCCAGUGUUGAAGCACAAACAAGACUUCCAUGUGUACCUACUAUGUAUUAAGGCUGUCUAAUAAAUUGGCUUCCAUGA
This is a messenger RNA of Solea solea (common sole), 4228 nucleotides long. It is a transcript of the gene stxbp1a, whose product is annotated as syntaxin binding protein 1a. Gene Ontology annotation, biological process: intracellular protein transport; neurotransmitter secretion; vesicle-mediated transport. Gene Ontology annotation, molecular function: syntaxin binding. Lineage: Eukaryota; Metazoa; Chordata; Actinopteri; Pleuronectiformes; Soleidae. The transcript has 20 exons. Gene Ontology annotation, cellular component: plasma membrane; secretory granule. Bases 93 to 1901 code for a protein of 602 amino acids. The record is from RefSeq and is a predicted model, not a curated record.